CACGGGUAGAGAAGCCGCCGCAGCAGCCUCCCCAACCGCGCGGGGCGUUUGAAUGGGCCGGAAGUGGGGGUACAGCGACUUCCGGCAGUUGGGCUGAGGCAAGGGAACGUCAGGGAUGGCGACCAAGAGACUCGCAAGGCAGCUUGGAUUAAUUAGGAGAAAGUCAAUUCCACCAGCAAAUGGAAACCUAGGAAGAAGCAAAUCUAAACAGUUGUUUGACUACUUAAUUGUCCUUGAUUUUGAGUCCACAUGUUGGAAUGAUGGGAAACACCACCGGAGUCAGGAAAUAAUUGAAUUUCCAGCGGUAUUACUGAACACAUCAACUGGAGAGAUUGAAUCUGAGUUCCAUGCUUACGUUCAGCCUCAGGAACAUCCAAUUCUUUCUGAAUUUUGCAUGGAACUGACAGGCAUAAGGCAGGCUCAAGUUGAUGAAGGAGUCCCUCUGAAGAUUUGUUUAUCUCAGUUCUGUAAAUGGAUUCAGAAGAUUCAGCAACAGAAGAAAAUUAUUUUUGCUACUACAGUUUCAGAUAGUUCCACUGCUGAAGUAAAAUUAUGUGCGUUUGUUACUUGGUCAGACUGGGACUUGGGGGUUUGCCUGGAGUAUGAAUGUAAAAGAAAACAACUGUUAAAACCUGUGUUCCUUAAUUCUUGGAUUGAUCUCAGAGUAACUUACAAGAUUUUCUAUAGAAGAAAACCAAAAGGACUCAGUGGUGCCCUGCAGGAAGUGGGAAUGCAAUUCUUGGGACGAGAACAUUUUGGGUUGGAUGAUUCUCGGAAUACUGCCCUUCUUGCUUGGAAGAUGAUCAGGGAUGGUUGCUUAAUGAAGAUAACAAGGUCUUUGAACAAGGUUUCCACUAAGAGGAAUCCUAACAUUUUCACCAGAAAUUUGAAUACGGAUCAAGUUAAAGAAACAUCAGCCUGUACCAAUAACACUCAUGAUCCCAGCAUAUAUGGUAGGGAGCCUAAAAAUUCAAUAAAAUCUUACAAGAAAAUUCAAAUGAAGUCUGUUGGUGUGAAUUCUCCUAUAAAGGAUCAGUUACAACAAAAGGACAGCAUAAAAGCAGGUCUUUGCAAUGUCAGAAGCUGUUUCUCUCUCUUUAAUGCUACUAAGUCCUGGACUUCUCUGGGGCAGCUGCAGUCUUCCAGCUGGAAUACACCUAUGCAGAAGCAAAUAAACCAACAUCUUGCAUUUAAUAUCAAUUCUAAGACUUCAACAGUUGAUUCAGAACUGGUACCUGUUUCAACUACCAUUUCAUCUUUUAAUAAUGUUUCUGAUAUGGAAGUCAGUUCUGCCCUUGACUGUUUACCUAUGUUGGCUGAUUGGGAGGAUGUAGCUUUACUGCCAGCAUCUCAGCCCGAGCAAAAUAUAUAUUGUAUACCUCCUGUUAGUGACUCAAAUGUAGACACUUCACUUAAUUCUGGAGAAAGAGUAAUGGUUUUAGAAGAAUCUGAAAUGUUAAGUCAUGAAAACUUUGGAGGCACAGAAGAAACUCCUCAAAAAUCUGUUACCUCUAAGUCUAUUGUAUAUAAGAGUCCCCAUACCACUAUUUAUAAUAUAAAGGAAGCCAAAGAUCCAGGUUCAGAUACUUUUGGCUUUAAAUUACCUGAAUGUAAAUCAAGUAAUCUCAACAGUGUUAAUUCCAAUGUGUCUCAUCCUUUAGUUUUGGGGAAACAUCCUCUUUGUUUAGAUGAUAGUAAAAGGAAUCCAUCCAGUCCUCCACUUUUCCCACCAGCAAAAAAACAGACUUUCACUAUUCAUGAAGAAAAGCCUGCAUCAUCUAAUGACUCCCCAGGAGCAAUUUCUUCCUGGAAGAUUCUCCCUUCUGUCUUAACUUCUACAGUUAAUCUGCAAGAGCCUUGGAAGAGUGGAAAAAUAACACCUCCUUUAUGCAAGUGUGGCCGAAGAUCUAAGAGACUUACUGUUUCUAAUAAUGGACCAAACCAUGGAAAAGUCUUCUAUUGUUGUCCUGUUGGGAAGUACCAAGAAAAGAGAAAAUGCUGUGGUUACUUCAAGUGGGAACAAACACUUCAAAAGGAAAGAGCGAACAGUAUAGUUCUAUCUCAUUCCCCAGGAGGACUCACUUUUAGUUCUCUAGAAACAAACCUUAUUUGUGACAGAAAUGUAAAUUUUUCUACUAAAAAUUCACUGAGACUCAGACCUUCAAUGAGAAAUUGACCUUUUUUAUGUCUAAACUAUGUUUUUACUUCAGUAUGACUUUUAGUGCAGUAAAAAAUAUGUAUAGGGCUACAUGUUGUGAGGACUUUGCAUAUCUGAGCUCUGUAAGCUACUCUGGGGCUAUUCAGCACAUUCAAACACACACACACUGAAAAUAGAAAACAAUAAUAUCACAGCCUUCUAAUUUCAUACACCAGUUAUCUAAUUUGUCUUCUCUCCAUGUGUGAAUCCUGAUUGUCCCCUGAAUUUCCACACGAGUAUGCUGAUAAUGUCUUAUACUAUUUUAUUUAUAUUUCAUAUAUUAACUGUUACCAAACUUAUCAUACUUUUUUGAAGAACCACAAAUUAAAUACUUGGUAAACUGUAUUUAUUAGAUUAAAUAUAAUAGCAAUAUUAAUACAUGAUAUCCUAUUUCUUUAUAUUGAAUUAUAAUUGUCAUACAAUAUUAUAUCAGUUUCAGGUAUACAAUAUAUGAUAUCCUUUUACACUUAGACCUUGAAAUGAAUUUUAAAUUGUUUUUAAAUUGUUUGAAUAACAAUGUGACCAAUAAAAAAUCCCUAGACUAUUUUCAGGUAGAUACUUGUACUUUGAGAAUUAUGAUAAUCUAUUAUUUAAGACUUCUCUAAAAACUUUAUAACUUGUUUCAUUUUAUUUCAACCCUUAAAAAUUUGUUCUGAUUUAUAGUCAAUGUAUUGGUAGAAUUACUCAACUAAGAUCUGAAAUGCAAUAGGUCAGAGAUUUAGUUCAGAAAUUGCUUCUACACUAUGUGUUUAAAAAUUCCUCAACAACUGGUGGUAUUCUUUUUAUAUUACCAAUUAUAAAAACAUUGACACUGAUGCAGAGGAAUUUAUUGAAUGUUUUAUUUCAGAAUCCAGCCUAUGAGGUUAUAACCACAGGAUAUUUUAAAUCAAUUAGUUUAUAAGCAUACUAUCACAUUUUUUACCACCUUUUCAUAAUCUUUAAUUUUACAGAGUCUUAUUUUAUAGAGACCAUCAUAAUUAAUGGAAUAGACUUAAGUUGUUUCCCAUUCUUUCUUCCUCAGUUCAUUUCUUUUUAUCUUCCCACUAAUAGUCUUUGGCAGCUCUUGAAUAAAUUCUACCUGUAGAUAUCCAAGGGAAGAAAAUUAGGCCAGAAGUUUUCAUCUUUAGACAAAGUCAAUUAUAUAACAGUUCCAUUGUGAACUCUAGGUGAAAGAAUCAGGACACCAAUUGGGGGGUUUUUUGGUAACAGCCAAAAAAGGGAGAAUGGAUAUUGUUGAGGAUAUUUUUUUGAUAUUUAGUAUUUACUAUAAGUCCAGUAAGCCAAAUGACCCUACAAAUUAGGUUAAGAGUUUCAUUUUAAUCUCAAAGAUUCUGUUUCUUAUCCAUGUCAUUAGUUCAGUUUGAAGUGUUAGUGUUUGGUAUAGCACAUUUCAAGAGAAUGUUCAUUAAAAUGGAAAAAAUAAACAGCUGAAAAUUUCCGGAAUACUAAGCAAAUACUGUUCUUAAUUAGAGUACCUACCUUUCUGGGAUAUUUGUAAGGUGCUGUAUUUCUUUUUACAUGCUCCUGAAUCUCCUUUUUUAGUUGUUCUUGAUCAUGUGACUUGUAAUCAGGAUUCAGAACAAUAAAAGCCUUUACUACCUAAAAUAAAUAUUUGAAUGAUG
This is a messenger RNA of Dama dama (fallow deer), 3819 nucleotides long. RefSeq names its product ERI1 exoribonuclease family member 2 (gene ERI2). The transcript is spliced from 9 exons. The record is from RefSeq and is a predicted model, not a curated record. Gene Ontology annotation, molecular function: nucleic acid binding; 3'-5'-RNA exonuclease activity; zinc ion binding. Lineage: Eukaryota; Metazoa; Chordata; Mammalia; Artiodactyla; Cervidae. Bases 116 to 2176 code for a protein of 686 amino acids. Gene Ontology annotation, biological process: exonucleolytic trimming to generate mature 3'-end of 5.8S rRNA from tricistronic rRNA transcript (SSU-rRNA, 5.8S rRNA, LSU-rRNA).